Oxyura jamaicensis (ruddy duck) is the source of this 4879-nucleotide messenger RNA. Its product is annotated as dual specificity testis-specific protein kinase 2-like. Gene Ontology annotation, biological process: actin cytoskeleton organization; protein phosphorylation. Lineage: Eukaryota; Metazoa; Chordata; Aves; Anseriformes; Anatidae. The transcript has 9 exons. Gene Ontology annotation, molecular function: ATP binding; protein serine/threonine kinase activity. Gene Ontology annotation, cellular component: cytoplasm; nucleus. Bases 78 to 1034 code for a protein of 318 amino acids. The record is from RefSeq and is a predicted model, not a curated record.
AGCCGCGCCGAGCCGAGCCGCAGGCUGCUGUGGGGAGGGCGACCCGGCGGGGCUCAGCAGGAGCAGCUGCUGCCACCAUGAUCUGCAAGGCAGGGCUGAUCACACCAGAGCCCUCUGACCCCAUAGAGUACCAUGGCAAAUCAUCUGACACCUACUACCACAUGGACCGCUGGCAGAGGCUGCGCACAGCUGUCAGGAAGCUGGAGUUCUGGGAAAAUUUCAACGCUGAACUGAUAGGUAGUGGCUUCUUCUCCAAGGUCUACAAGGUGACCCAGGCUGCUGCUUGUAAAGUGAUGGUGGUGAAGAUCUACAAGAACGACGUGGACCAAGAGGUGAUUGUACGUGAGAUCAGCCUGCUGCAGAAGCUGUCCCACCCCAACAUUGUCAGGUAUCUUGGGAUAUGUGUGAAGGAUGACAAGCUGUACCCCAUUCUGGAGUACGUGAAUGGGGGCUGCCUGGAGGAGCUCCUGGCCAGCAAAGACAUCACUUUGACAUGGAAGGAGAAAGUGGACUUAGCUUCUGACAUUACCAGAGGCAUGAUCUACCUGCACUGCAAGAACAUCUACCAUCGAGAUCUCAACUCCAAGAACUGCCUCAUUCGAGUGACGCCACGGGGCCGUGAGGCACUGGUGACUGACUUUGGGCUGGCCAGAGAGGUGGUGGAGCUGCCUGUGAAGGACGUGGAGAGGAAGCUUUCUCUGGUGGGCUCUGCUUUCUGGAUGGCUCCUGAGAUGCUGCGGGGAGAGCCCUAUGACCGGAAGGUAGAUGUGUUUUCCUUUGGCAUUGUCCUUUGCGAAAUCCUGGGCAGGAUACCAGCUGAUCCUGAAGUGCUUCCCAGGACUCAGGAUUAUGGCUUGGAUGUUGCUGCUUUCCAAGGGAUGAUCAGUGAAUACCCCAGGCGGGUGUUGGACCUUGCUGCUAGCUGCUGUUGGGUGGAAGCGUUUAAGAGGCCUUCUUUCUCCGAAAUCCUGGAUGAAUUGGAAGAAGUUGCAGAGAGCCUGGAGCCUAGGAGGGAAAAUCAGCUUUUGGGCUGAGCUGUGGGGCUCCUGCAAGGCCUGGUGGAGUAUUGCACAAACUUGUAAAUCAACUAUCUGGAGGGUCAGAAGUGAAGAAGGAAGGUGGGAAAGGGAACAGCCAAGUGAUGCGCUGGUAUUUAUUUAAUCAUAGUCUCAGUCUCUAAAUUCUGGAUUGGAAAAAGUAGUUAAAAAUGGAGAAGGGAUUUAUCACAGGUAUAUAUUUCUUAGGUAGGUUUUUAACAGAUGUAAUUCAGACUCAAGCAGCCUUUGUUCAUUUACUUGUUAAAAGUACUUGAUCCUGGAGGAGCAGGUCAGGGACCUGAACUCCCUUGCAGAUGCUUUCCAAAUACCCAACAGAAAUGUAGUUCUCUCCUGCUUCCAUGUGCCCCCUGGACUCAGGGUCUUCCCCUUCCAUAUCCCCUCUGGCCUUGGGGAAUCUCCUCUAUGGAGGCUGUGGUCCUUGCGGUGUGAAGGAGUGGGGCUUUGGCACACUCAGUGAGCCUCAGGGUUGCCUUCUGUUUCAAAGCCUUACAACACCCAUCUGGGAGCCUUGCAAGGACAGGGACAUUCUAAAUUUCUGACUAGGCUCCUUGACAUUGUACAAAGGACGCAUCAGUAUCAGGCAAAGUUUUGGAGUGCUGGGACUAUCCACAUGGUGCUGACCUGUACUAGGCCGAGGCAAUGGUGUGCCUUCUCAAGAUAUGAAUUAACCAAUUAAUAUCUCCUAUUAUAAAAGCUUUGUCAGGCAUGUGCCACGUCAGAGUUGUCCCAGUAUUGUAGCAGUCUGGAUUUCUCCCCACUGUCCUCAGUCUGGGUUCAGAUAUGGGAGUCUGGGUUCAGGAGUCUGCCUCCCCACCUCUCAUCCUGCUGCAAAUACAUGGCGACAAGCAUAGUGCCAACAGCUUGUGAGGCCAAAGCAGGGGAGAGUUGGGUCUGGCAUUAUGCAGUAUCUCACCUAUUCCUCUGCCUGGUCGAGCAUCCCAUUGCCUCUCCAGUGGUUAGACACCCUUGUGGGCCCCAGGGCUCAUGCAGCCAUGAAAGGAUUUUCUUUUGAUGCUUUCUUCUGUGUUUUCUUCUGUGGGCUGGAGGAGUGUUGCUAGGUCUGCAGAUCCAAACCAGAGCUGGAAAGAAUAAUGGCAAGAAAUGGUCUGGCACUGCAAAUUAAGAGAAAGAGCUGAGAAGACAAGUUAAUGUUUCAAGAUCAGCUGAUGGCUGCACCAUCAUCGUGAAAGAGGUUCUACUAGGACCAAAAUUUUUGUGAGUGUAAAUAGGCAUAUUGCCUGUAUAUUGGUGGAGCAGUGGCUCUCUUCUUGUAGACUGUAAGCUCUUGGAGCAAGGAUCCUUCAUUUGUCCAUGAAAAAGUAAUUGUGUAGUGUAUGACCCAAUGGAGCUUUCAGUGUUGUGGGAGGAAUGAUGUGCUCUCACAGAGUAGUAUAGACCUACAUGUGGGUCUCAUCUCAAGCUCUUGAAGUAGAAUUUGGUGUCACAUAUGGCCCAACAUCUAUGUGUUGUGGUGCUUGUACAAGGGAGUGUCACUAGUGUGCCAGGACAGAGAUGUUGUGGAGGAGUGGUACAUUUUCCCCAGGGAUUUCCUUAUGAUCAGGACCUGACAUGAAAUGCACUGAAUGGCACCAGAAUCAUUGUCUCAGCCACAUGUCCAGACAACUUCUCAUUCCCCAGAGCUGCCAUCAUGCUGUUGACAUCUGUGCAGAAGAAACCUCCUGCUCAAUAGUAAAACUGCUCAGCAAAAAUCUUCCUCCCAGCUUGAUACUGCCAGCAGCAAGGACCAAAGCCUUGAGAAAUAGAAGACUGAAAAUAGAAGUUUUUCAACCUGGAGGAAGGCAGAGUGGCCACUUUUUGACUUGCACCAGUUUGGGGGCUUUAGACCCCUAAAUGAAAAGGGCUGCAAAGGCAGCACAGUGUGUAUAUACUUGUGCAUCUUUAGUGACAUUCAGACAACACGGGCACUGCUGUCACUGCUCCCAUGCCUGCCCUGGCUGAGGAAAGCUGCCUGUUGGCUGAGAUCCCCCGCUGCGCUGAGGAAUGUGCCUACCCGGAGCUGAUCACCUCAGCGACAUGAGCUAACCACAACCUUCCAAGGCUUCCCAGGCUCCCGUGGGCUCUUCCAUAGCAGAAUAAGCUUGAGAAAGAGGAGUUGUAUGAUUCUAUGAAUCCGAUAUGGUCCUAACACCUCAAUUGUUAAGCAGGGCACUAAAGAUAGAAGAUAGCUGUCCUCUGUGGCUCUGUCUGGCGCUAGAUGCACUGCUUUCACAUAGCUUUUCCCCAGGUAUCCCCAUGCUGCCUGGCUGCCCAAGGUGGACUCUGUUCUUCUUCUGAUCAUCACCAUGCACAAUAGUAUAACAGAAGAUGCACAAUAUACUGAUCCCUCAAACAGCCUUUUAGGGGGUGAAGGUGUUUUGUCCCAGGGGCACUUUCCUGCAGGGCUUCUUCCUUGUUGGCCACCCUCUCUGCAGGACCAGCAAACUUGGUGCUGGUGUCUGAGAUGUGUGCCCUUUGGCAAACUGGGCUGGUCCUUCUUUGAGCCGUACAUCUGACACUGGUCCUGCAGAUCAGCAGUUGGGGUACUGGGACACAGUAGAAAUGGUAUGUGGAUUUGUGUGUACUUUGGUGACACUGUAGUAUGAAAGGAGUUCUUUUGGUUUUAUUUAUCUGCUUGGAGGUAAGAAACCUCCAAACCUGUUGGAGGUAAGAAACCUACUCAAGGAUUACAGAUCCAUAGGAAUAUUAUUUUCUGCACAGAGGACAGCAUUAGCCCAUGUAGUCUGAGCUGCGAUGAGAUCACCAAUGCUUUUGAGCUGGCCAGAGAUGGGGUGAUGCCAGAGAAUGCCAAAAAUGCCAUUUUCAUUGGAAUUAGUGGUUUUAUCAGUGCUGGUGACUAAAGAUGGCAUGGACCUAGGUGCUGUUCUGCCAUUGCUCACACAGUUAAGUUGUUGGUACCUCUGUGAUGUGGGUUUGGCUCAAACCACCAGCAUUGUUCCCAGUUGCUUGGGCACAAUGUGACAAUUAGCGUGAGCCAUGAACCAUUCCCAGUGGACCAUCAGGUUGUGCAGGUGGUUGUGAAGAGAGAAAGGUUGAUGGUCUGGACAGCUGGGCUGAGCCAUGGCAACCUCAGACAAGGGAAUAAGCCUACUCUAUCUUCUAGUAUAGGUAUGGCUGGUGAAACAAAGUCUACAUGGCAUUUUAAGAGCAGUCACAAGGCUGGACUCAGAGAUGUGUUUCUUCUAGGCUUGCCAUGUGUCUCGUGGAUGGGACAUCCAGCCACAUGCUGAGUCUCAGGUGACCAAAGGAUAUCAGGUCUUUGCUAGAGGGACCUUUGGUUCCUGCUGCAAGGGCAGGUGGAACUGAGACUGUCUUCAGGUUCUAUGUGGAUGACAAAAGCCAAUGUUUGGAGGGUACAGAGAACAGAGGUGGUCUGGGAAUUUGGUGCAUCUAGUUGACCAAGAGUUUUUCUUCACUGGUCAGCUAGAGGGAACAACAAGCACAGGAAACCUGCCCCAAUGCCCUCCAGCUGUGAUCCCCUUGCUGGGACUGCAGGACCUGGCCUCCCCACACCAAUCUGACAAAAUCCAGCUAAUUAGUUGAAUUUUGUAUCUUACUGUCCAGGCAACUGAAGCAACACCAAUGGUAGGUGGAGAGUCUGGGCAGUGCAGAAGGCUUGACUUUGCUGGACCUGAUCAGGAACCGCCUCCUCUGCCUCUUGGCCAUUUGCUCUGCUGGUGCUGGCACCAUGGACCAGACAAUGCUGCACCCUAUGGGCCAUGCAUUUCCAUGUCCCUCAUUGCAUCUUUGUUUUUCAAUGCUAUUUGGAAAUAAAGAAAGACUAGAGGUGCUUUACCACAGCA